Molecule: messenger RNA, 865 nt
Organism: Onthophagus taurus
Lineage: Eukaryota; Metazoa; Arthropoda; Insecta; Coleoptera; Scarabaeidae
Biological process (GO): small GTPase-mediated signal transduction
Molecular function (GO): GTP binding; GTPase activity
Source: RefSeq, a predicted model, not a curated record
UUUUUGUCACACGUUCGAGAACGCUAUUAUUGUGUAAACUAUCAACUUAUUGUUUAGGUUCGAGCGAAUUUCGUGUCGUCGACGCGUAAUCCACUUGAUGACCACAUAAUUAUGUUAACACGCGAAAGAAUUCGUGCGACUUUUUUGCAAACAAAUCUGUGAUAUCGAGAAAAUUUCGUUUUUAGUAUCGAAACAUGUCCGGCAAUAAUAAUUCGAGGCGAAACACCAUCAAAUCGAGACCUCAUAAGCAUAUUAGAAUAACCGUAGUUGGGGAUGGCACCACAGGAAAAACAUGUCUUUUAAUCUGUUAUAAAGAUAAGAAAUUUGAGCCUUAUUAUAUCCCCACUGUUUUUGAUUCAUAUUCAAUGACUGUCCCAAUUGGAGAUCAUGAAUACACGAUAGUACUUUGUGAUACAGCUGGGCAAGAAGAAUACGAUCGAUUAAGACCUUUAGCGUAUACGGAGACGGAUGUAUUUGUGGUUUGUUUCGCUGUAGAUAAUUUAGCUUCUUUAAAAAACGUGGAGAAUAAAUGGUUACCAGAAAUAAGGCAUCACAAACCACAGGCUAAGAUUAUUUUAACUUGUACAAAAAUUGAUUUAAGAACUGACGAUAACAUCCAAACAGCGGAUGGUUUCGCCGUUUGCAAACGCAAUAAACUGGAUGAUUACGUUGAGUGUUCAUCGAAAUUAAUGAGAAAUGUUAAUCAAGUUUUCGCAAUUGCCAUCUCAUCGUAUUUAUCACCUUAUUACGCGAAGAAACAAAAGUGCCUAAUUUUGUAAAAAAAAUAACGAUUAUUUUAAUUUAUUUUACAAUUAAAAACGAUUACAUUUGUAUCUAGUUGAUAUAAAUAAAUUGUAAGUACCGC